Messenger RNA from Eimeria mitis, 765 nucleotides. RefSeq lists its product as uncharacterized. The record is from RefSeq and is a predicted model, not a curated record. Bases 1 to 765 code for a protein of 254 amino acids. The transcript is spliced from 5 exons. NCBI's taxonomy places the organism in Eukaryota, Apicomplexa, Conoidasida, Eucoccidiorida, Eimeriidae.
AUGGCUCCCUUCUACAAGACCGCAACAGCAUUUUGCCUCGUCGGGCUCUUUGGGCUCCACUCCGUGGCGGCCGGCGCAACCGAGUACAAAUUUGAGGUAGUAGAAGUUAAGGAUGAACUCUACUUAACGACAAACUUGGCCCGUAAUGGAAAAAUUUCAGUCCGUACCAGCACAGUUGAAAAGGACACCGACCUUGUCUCCACCCUGCAGGCAAAAGUAGCAACCGAACAGACAGCCCAGGCGGCGACGUGCGAGACACUGAUAGGCGAUAAACUUAAGAAGGUCUUUCAUCACAGUUUCGCCUACACAACAACUCCAAACUAUCCUGAACUAGUGCAGGAGGCUCUCAAUGCCGGACUUGAAGAAUUCGGAAAAACAUAUCCGUCAGGCACAUCGGCAUGGCAGGAGAAAUGGGGGAAGCAAAAGGUUCACAGUGUGUUGCACCUUCUCGGCGCCAGCAGCACCAAAAUCGGCUGCGUCAUUGGAAACUGCGUCAAAAAAGUUGAAGUUCCUGUGCACGCCAAGUCAGACCCAGACCAACCAACAACGUCUGUGCUUUUCUGUGAAUUGACUCCUGCAGCAACAGUGGACGAGGCCGCCUUUAGCGAGGCGUACUUCAAGGAACUUAUUGCACGAGAAACUAAAAUAAAAGAUAUGACGGAAGAAGAUCUGAAGGACCCUAUUGUAACCAGCUCUGCAGAUGCUGUCGUUCCCAGCAUUCUAACUGCCGGUUUGGUCGCCAUCCUGGCAGCUAUCUCUGCCUAG